UCGCCGCACCACUUCCCCGCCAUUGCUCCCAAAUCUCCCAUUCCCCUAAGAAGAGAGAGAGAGAAGGAGAGAGGAUGGUUGGACCGCAGUACGACCUCGUCGGGAAUCCGUUGGGCGCGGUGCGGUCCACCUUCGAGAGGGCGGCGGCGGCUGCCGCGGCGGAGUCCGGGGGCCGCGACCCGGUGGCGGCGUUCCGGGCGAAAGACUGGGGCGCCACCGAGGUGUUCCGCUCCUUCCUCUUCGACCAAGGCGGCAUCGACAAGGUUCCGGUGUUGGACGCAUCAAAUCUCGGAUUGAUCAAACCGAACACCCUCGUUCGGUUCCGGGGAAUGGUUCAGGAUAUGCUCGGGAGUGAGUUCUAUGCUGGCGCUUUCAAGGAUGGUUCUACCUGGAGGACGAACAAGUUCACAGAUUUCUCACCGUUCACAAUGCCGCACCCUUGCGAUUCACAUCUCUGGGAGCGCCAUCUCUUGCACUGUGUGCCUGUGCCUGGACAGAACUCUUGGACAAUGGAGUCUUCUCCCGGACCUGACUUGCGCCAGAUGUCAAACUGCUCGACAUCUGAACAAAGGGACAAAAGAAAAAGGGAUGGAGAUGAUGAUGCCAUGGAUGUUUCAGAAAAUGGUAAUGGUGAGGGUUCUUCAUUCAGUAAGAAACCGAAGGAAGAUGGUGUCCAGGGCUCAUCUAGUUCACCAGAAAUGCCAGUGAGUGAAGAUCGCGUGCCAGAGAUGAAUGGGGAUGAUCAUCAUAUUCCUGGAAGCUUCUUUUCAUGUCUAGUGAAGGUCUAUGAUAUGCCUGAAAGUCAAGUGAAACUAAACGAUGUUGCUGAGUUCAUAGGUGUAUAUACAUUUGACCCGGAACUUGCUGCUCCCGUUGAUAAUUCAGACGAUAUAAUGUUUGACCUACUAGAAGAUGUAACAGCUCAGCUUCCUCCCAGCAAGGUACCCCGUCUUCACUGUUUGAUGUCGCGAAAAUUAUCAUGUCAUGAUUUUCUGUCAAAGCAACCUGCUGUUGAGCCUUCGCCAAGCUUACUAAAAGGCAUCCGACAAUCUUUGCUCUCGCAUCUCACUCUGGUAUUAGGGAAAGAUGACCUGGCAGCUCACUGCUUGCUGUUGCAUCUUCUAUCCAGGCUUCGUACUAAGGUGGAUUUGGUUACCGUCGGUAGGCUCUCCUUGAAUUUCACUGGAUUCAACAGAGAAAGUGCUUCCAUAUUUGGAAAUCGGCUAAAUACUUUGGUCCAAAGACUAGUGCCAUAUUCGCAAGCCAUUCCUCUGUCAAUUGAUUAUCUCAACACAGCCACUCUUCAACCUAGGAAGGAUAACAAGUCAGGAAGGUUGGUUACAGGAGUUCUGCAGCUACCUCAGGGCACUCACCUGACCUUUGAUGAGACUCUCUUGCAGUCUGGAUCUCUGGCAUCUAAAGGUGUUGAGAAUACUGUGCUGCUUAAGAACUUGAUGGAGUCACAGAUGGUUGAGUAUGAUUUUGAGUACUACAAGCUAGAAAUGGCAACGGAUGUGCAGCUACUUACUCUAUCUGAGGCAAAAUCAAACAUAUUGCCUUCUGACUUAGUAGUGCCUUUUCGUCCAUCCUCUGUUCCUGCAGUAAAUGCAAGUCUUGAGGAACUUGAGAGUUGGAGAUGGUACUUGGCCACGGUUAGGUCUCUUCCUCAGUUAUCUGAACCUGAGACUUACCAGGCCAUCCAAGAUGAUAUGGUCAAUGUCAUGCGCAAUGAUAGGAGCUUGGGUUGCUCUGAACUUAGCAGAUGGCUAACAAUGGCACAGCUAACAGCUUCAAGCUUUGGUGAGAAGAGUCUUUCUAUGGAGCACUGGCAGAUGGUGAAGGAGCUUGAGAGGCUUAGGAAGGAGAGGAUGCAAUGAGAAGAGACAUUUUAUUAGCCCAUGAAUCUGUAAACUCCGUUAGUGUAGUGUCUGUUGCUAUGUGUAUAUACCACCCCUGGUGUCUAAAUCAAGACAAUCUGCAACAUUGUUCGUGAUCCUAUGAGGAUGCCAUUUGACAACUUAAUUAUCAAGUUUACCCUGCUUCUGUGAAA
Messenger RNA from Brachypodium distachyon (stiff brome), 2050 nucleotides. RefSeq names its product mini-chromosome maintenance complex-binding protein. Bases 75 to 1877 code for a protein of 600 amino acids. The transcript has 14 exons. NCBI's taxonomy places the organism in Eukaryota, Viridiplantae, Streptophyta, Magnoliopsida, Poales, Poaceae. The record is from RefSeq and is a predicted model, not a curated record. Gene Ontology annotation, molecular function: chromatin binding. Gene Ontology annotation, biological process: DNA-templated DNA replication.